AUGUUGAAAUGUGGAUUAGAGCUUACGUAUACCGGAUUGGGCCGUCACGUUGCGUCACAUAAUAAGCCACCACGAGAUCAAGCCCACGAGAGAGCGAGCGAGAGGAGAGAGAGAGAGAGAGAGAUAGAGGCGUGCUGGCGUGCAUCACCGACUCCACUGCCUCAACGAGCCCUGCCGUUCCGAGGCCGUUCACCGGGACAAGGUCCACUUCGCCGUCUCCAAUCCGGUCGCGGCAAUCCCGAGAAGCUUCAAACAUGGAAGACUUGUCUUGCUGAUCAAAGGAUACACUGCAACUUCAGUUUCCUAUCUGAUUCCAUCACUUCUCCCAUCAGCAGCACAGCCCUCCUUAUCCUCCACUCAAGUGGCAUUUGGUGGGUUGGGAGGAACAGGAAUGCAUACUCCGCAUGGUUACGCAAUCAAAAAGCAUUCAUCUUUUUUGAAAGAGAGAUGGCCAGAAACUACGUGCAGCAGGGUACCACGGAUCCUGUGCUCUUCUUUCAGGCGGAGGACCUGAUCCCGACGCUCUGAAUGUAAGUGCAUCGUGGUGAGCUUACCGAUAUACCUCUCUAAUUAUCUGUUGGUUUCUUCCAUAUAUUUCAUACUUAUAUAUUUGCUAUGCAUGAUAUGCUUCUUCAUCAUCAAUAAAGUUCAGAUCAUAUACUAAUCUACUACAUAAUCAUGUAAUUCUGAUUAUUGAAAUUUUUCUUCCUGGUGUUUCCAUCUCCACAAGAGAUGCUUAGAGGUCUAUUAAGGAAAUAAAACUAAACCUAGUCAAGCUUAUUUUUGACACAACUGUAGACAUGCUCCCUUUCAAGUCCUCGUCCUUACAGAUUAGGUCUGUACGUAGAAACUAAUUCAUGUCUUUCUUUUCCUUUUUCAUGACAAUAUUACAGGGUUAAGGUUACGCAUGAAUAUGCUAAAUGAAUAUGACUGGAAUCGGUAAUCAAUAUUAUUUUGGAACUACCCAUCCGUUUGUCGCCGAACCAUUGGAACACCAAAAAAGAAACCAUGGGCUUGCUCUUGGCCAAACUUGGAGUUAGGGAGUCCAUCUGUUUGUAUCGUCUCAUGCACGGCCAAUACAUGAUGCGUUUCUGGAAAGAUGCAUCAAACUUUAGUGCCACUGAGACAAUAUAACAUUGUCUGGAUAAAAUUACUUGUAUAUCCCUCUAAAGCAAAUGAUUUGUAUACUUAUCCCUCUCUCUCUAUAUAUAUAUAUUCUUUAAAGCCUAAAAACUUGCAUAUACACAUACAUAUAUAUGCCAUUGUGAUUGGUCUGUUUUAAGUUUAUCAUUUGGUUGAAAUUUUAUUUCACA
Molecule: messenger RNA, 1313 nt
Organism: Musa acuminata subsp. malaccensis (wild Malaysian banana)
Lineage: Eukaryota; Viridiplantae; Streptophyta; Magnoliopsida; Zingiberales; Musaceae
Source: RefSeq, a predicted model, not a curated record